GUGUGACCAUUGUUACCUUAGAUCCGCAUUGUUUACCGCAGCUCAGGUUUAAGACAAAAUUAUCUUUAUUUUAUAAAAUAAAAUAACACAAAGCUCGCAAAGAUGACCGCUGUCCCGCCACCUGCAAAUAUUGCCACGCUCAUGCCUCUGGAAUUGGUGGACAAAUGCAUUGGCUCCCGCAUCCACAUAAUAAUGAAGAAUGACAAGGAGAUGGUGGGUACCCUUUUGGGAUUCGAUGAUUUCGUGAACAUGCUCCUGGACGAUGUGACGGAGUACGAAAAUACGCCGGAUGGGCGCCGCAUCACCAAGCUCGACCAGAUUCUGCUAAAUGGCAAUAACAUAACAAUGUUGGUUCCAGGUGGCGAAUUGGCGGAGUAGCAAAGUUCCAUUUAUUAAACAAAAAUAUAUAAUUACAAUAAUAACGCAAGAGUUUUAAUACA
Messenger RNA from Drosophila bipectinata, 440 nucleotides. Its product is annotated as U6 snRNA-associated Sm-like protein LSm5. Gene Ontology annotation, molecular function: RNA binding. Gene Ontology annotation, biological process: mRNA splicing, via spliceosome. Gene Ontology annotation, cellular component: Lsm1-7-Pat1 complex; U6 snRNP; U4/U6 x U5 tri-snRNP complex. The record is from RefSeq and is a predicted model, not a curated record. Lineage: Eukaryota; Metazoa; Arthropoda; Insecta; Diptera; Drosophilidae.